UGCUGCACCAACGUGCCCGGCGGCCUGCAGCUGCAGACCCAGUUCUGGAACGCGCAGCCCGACAUCGGCCCUGUCGACUCGUGGACGGUGCACGGCCUCUGGCCGGACAACUGUGACGGUUCCUACGCCGCGUACUGCGACCCGAGCCGGGAGUACGAGAGCAUUCGCUCGAUCCUGCAGGGCAAGGGCAAGACGCAGCUGCUCGAGACGAUGGGCACCUACUGGAAGAGCAACACGGGCGACGACGACUCGCUUUGGGUGCACGAGUGGGCCAAGGUGCGCACCUGUAUCUCGACCCUCAACACGACGUGCUACGGCAGGUCGUACAAGCAGUACGACGAGGUCGUCGACUACUUCGAGCGUGCUGUCGAGCUGUUCCAGACCCUGCCGACCCACAAGUGGCUCGCCGCCGAGGGCAUCGUCCCGAGCCGGACCAAGACGUACACGGCCGCCGAGCUCGAGGCCGCCGUUAAAAAGCACUACGGGCACGAGGUCUACUUUGGCUGCACGUCGUCCGGUGAGCUCGACGAGGUGUGGUACUAUUAUCUCACGAAAGGCCCGGUCGCCGGUGGCAAGUACCUUCCGGUCGAGGUGGUCGGUUCCAAGGGCUCGUGCCCUGCCACCGGCAUCAAGUACAUCCCGAAGGACGGCGCUCUCGCAGGAGGCUCGAGCCCGUCGGGCAACUACACGUCGGCGUUCCUCAACGUCGAGUACGAAUCGGCCCAGGACGGCUGCCUCAUCUCGUCCGGCAACUGGUACACCACCGGCACCUGUGCUCAGUACCGCCUCUACGGCGACGGCCUGACGUCGCCGUUCGCGAUGACGACCUCGAAGGGUCCGUGCACCGUGUCGGCAGGCGCUCAGCUCUCGUGCGCGGCCGGCAACGUCGGCUCGACCUUUACUCUCGACGCCGACAAGUACCUCACGUACGACGGCUCGAGCAGCUUCUACGCGAGCGUCGUCGCCGAGGGCUCGACGCAGGCGAGCGUGCUUACGAGCUCGUCCGAGGCGACCGUGCCGAUCAAGGUGCGCUACGGCGCGCCGCAGUAGAGGCGGGUCCGUAGCGAGACGUCGAAGUUGCUGAGCGCGUGUGUGCAAAGAAAAGGGUUCGUGCUGUC
This is a messenger RNA of Rhodotorula graminis WP1, 1118 nucleotides long. RefSeq lists its product as uncharacterized. The transcript has 7 exons. Gene Ontology annotation, molecular function: RNA binding; ribonuclease T2 activity. The coding region runs from base 211 to 1050 and encodes 279 amino acids. The record is from RefSeq and is a predicted model, not a curated record. Gene Ontology annotation, biological process: RNA catabolic process. Gene Ontology annotation, cellular component: extracellular region. Lineage: Eukaryota; Fungi; Basidiomycota; Microbotryomycetes; Sporidiobolales; Sporidiobolaceae.